AUGGUCCGCACUUCCGUCCUCCACGAUGCGCUCAACGCCAUCAACAACGCCGAGAAGGCUGGCAAGCGCCAGGUCCUGAUCCGACCUUCUUCCAAGGUCAUCAUCAAGUUCCUCCAGGUUAUGCAGCGUCACGGAUAUAUCGGCGAGUUCGAGGAGGUGGAUGACCACCGAUCCGGCAAGAUCGUUGUCCAGCUCAACGGCCGUCUCAACAAGACCGGUGUCAUCUCUCCCCGCUACAACGUCCGUCUCUCCGAGCUCGAGAAGUGGGUUGUCAAGCUGCUCCCUGCCCGUCAGUUCGGCUACGUCAUCCUCACCACCUCUGCCGGUAUCAUGGACCACGAGGAGGCUCGCCGCAAGCACGUCUCUGGCAAGAUCAUUGGUUUCUUCUACUAA
Messenger RNA from Fusarium coffeatum, 393 nucleotides. RefSeq lists its product as uncharacterized. Gene Ontology annotation, cellular component: cytosolic small ribosomal subunit; ribosome. The transcript is spliced from 2 exons. Lineage: Eukaryota; Fungi; Ascomycota; Sordariomycetes; Hypocreales; Nectriaceae. Gene Ontology annotation, biological process: translation. Bases 1 to 393 code for a protein of 130 amino acids. Gene Ontology annotation, molecular function: structural constituent of ribosome. The record is from RefSeq and is a predicted model, not a curated record.